UAAUAUGCAAUCAAAUAAUUUUAAUAUUGAAGUUACUUUGUAUGAAGUUCUGUGAUACUUUUUCCAAUAGCAAUAAUGUUUUCGAGAAUACAGCAAAUCAAGUGAACGUGCAUAAUACUCAAUUUAAAAUUUAAAAUAAAGCCACAAUUAUCAGGUAGUGUUUAGUGAACUCUUGAAUGUUAUCGGACUAUUGCUAUGUCAAUGGAGUUGUUGUGAAAAUACUGUUCAUAGCAUAAUCUAUGUCAAAGCUACUCGGAAAAUUGCCGAUGUUCAGUGGUUUCUAUGUAGUACAUACGCAUUGGGUAACCCAUCAAGGUACUAACGAGACACGAUGGGCAAGUUACUAUCCAAGAUUUUUGGCAAUAAGGAGAUGCGAAUACUCAUGCUUGGAUUAGAUGCAGCAGGGAAAACAACUAUACUUUAUAAAUUAAAAUUAGGCCAAUCAGUAACUACGAUACCAACAGUUGGAUUUAAUGUAGAAACAGUAACAUACAAAAAUGUUAAAUUCAAUGUUUGGGAUGUUGGUGGUCAGGAUAAAAUACGACCUUUGUGGAGGCAUUAUUAUACUGGAACACAAGGUUUGAUAUUUGUGGUAGACUGUGCUGAUCGGGAUAGAAUAGAUGAAGCAAGGCAAGAAUUGCAUCGAAUUAUUAAUGAUCGAGAAAUGAGAGAUGCUAUUAUUCUCAUAUUUGCUAAUAAACAAGAUUUGCCAGAUGCUAUGAAACCAUAUGAGAUUCAAGAGAAACUUGGCCUCACCAGGAUUCGAGACAGGAAUUGGCAUGUCCAACCUUCUUGUGCUACUACAGGUGAUGGAUUGUAUGAAGGUUUAACUUGGCUAACAAGCAAUCACAAGUUAUGAAACGAACUAAACCAUGACUAAGUUCUUUUAUAAAUACCAGAUCACAAAAACAUUAAGCCAAUCAUAAAUGUUCAUUAAAGAUGUAUUAUAUAAAGAAUAAGUGACGUCAAUAAAAGAAGAAUAACUAGAUUUAUUUAACUGGUACAAUGAAAACUUGCUAAAUUUUUGCAAUUUAGAAAAUUAAGUCAAUUCCUAGACAUCCUAAAAAAACGUAUUUAUAUGGAUGUUAAUAUGUACUAGGUUUUUUAAAAUGGUUCGAAUUGAAGGUACAUGAAAGAUAAAGCGUAAAACAAUUCACAAAUUGCAUUUCAAAAUGUCCUAAAUGUUCAUUACCAAUUAAA
This is a messenger RNA of Ctenocephalides felis (cat flea), 1200 nucleotides long. It is a transcript of the gene Arf51F, whose product is annotated as ADP-ribosylation factor 6. The transcript is spliced from 5 exons. Gene Ontology annotation, molecular function: GTP binding; GTPase activity. The coding region runs from base 332 to 859 and encodes 175 amino acids. Lineage: Eukaryota; Metazoa; Arthropoda; Insecta; Siphonaptera; Pulicidae. The record is from RefSeq and is a predicted model, not a curated record. Gene Ontology annotation, biological process: vesicle-mediated transport; intracellular protein transport. Gene Ontology annotation, cellular component: cytoplasm.